AUGGUGAAAAUUCAAUUUUUUCGACAAAGAAAACUCUAUAAAUAUCAAGCAAACUCCUCCCUCUCUUCUUCGUGCUUCCCUCGUAAACAAUCCAUCAGAUAUGGCGUCUCUGUCUGCAUCGUCACCUCUAUGUUUCACAUUCGGCCGGCCAAGCCAACCCCCCUCGAGCUAAAACAUCUCUCCGACGUAGACGACCAAGAAGGCCUCCGCUUUCAAGUUCCCAUAAUGCUCUUUUACCACUCCAACCCUUCCGUGCAACCCAAAAACCCUGUCCACCUCAUCCAACAAGCCCUGGCCCAAGCACUCGUCUUCUACUACCCGUUCGCCGGGAGACUCGUUGAGGGACCUAACAGAAAACUCUCUGUCAAUUGCACUGGCGAGGGCGUCCUCUUCACCGAGGCCGACGCUGACGUCGAGCUCCCCCGCCUUGGGGUUGAGGUGGGGAACCCUUAUUUGGCAGAGCUUCUCCACGACGUUCCUGGGUCGAGCGGGAUACUCGGGUGCCCCCUCCUUUUGAUUCAGGUGACCCGGUUCAGGUGCGGUGGGUUUGUUGUCGCCGUGAGGGUGAACCACACCAUGAGCGACGCUCCUGGGAUCGUCCAGUUUCUGAACACCGUUGCAGAGUUUGCUCGGGGUGGCGGGGCGGAGGCGAAGAUGUUGCCCACUUUGCCGCCAGUGUGGAAGAGGGAGGUCCUCUCGGCUAGAUGGCCUCCCCGUGUCAUGUGCUUUCAUCAGGAGUUCGAGCAACGGGCGAGCGUGACCCUGUCGGAUUACUGUCAGCAGGCAGACAUGGUCCAUGGAACCUUUUUCUUUGGUCCCAAAGAGAUUAGGGCCAUUCAAAGCCAACUUCCCGAGAAGUGCACCAUAUUUGUGGCUCUCACCGCUUGCUUGUGGAGAACUCGAAUUCGGGCCCUCGGCUUUGACCCGGAUGAAACCAUCCACAUACCUGCGGGGUACUACGGCAACGCAUUCGCCUAUCCGGCCUCGGUGGCAAGAGCCGUGACGCUGGCGACAGAGCCGCUGGAUUACGCGGUGGGUCUCGUGAAGGCAGCGAAAGCUCAGAUGAGCGAAAAGUAUAUACAGUCGGUGGCGGAUUUCCUGGUGACCAAGGGGCGGGCUCUGUACAAGGCGAGGGGAAAUUUUAUUGUUUCAGACACGAGCCGGGCUGGGCUCGAUGGGUUGGAUUUUGGGUGGGGGAUGCCAGAGUACGGAGGCCCCGUGGCGGGCACAGGGCCGAUUUGUUUCUACGAGCGGUACAAGGGCGGCGGAGCAGAUGGGCGAGUUGUAAUGCUCUGCUUGCCGAGGCCAGCGAUGGAGAGGUUCAAAAGGGAGUUGAAUGAAAUAACGAGGGAAGAACGUGCGAGUGAGAGAUUGAUCAAAAGCUCACUGUAA
Molecule: messenger RNA, 1392 nt
Organism: Thlaspi arvense
Lineage: Eukaryota; Viridiplantae; Streptophyta; Magnoliopsida; Brassicales; Brassicaceae
Source: the annotation of a GenBank genome assembly